UUUAACUUGCCUGCAACUGACAAACACAAAAAUAUCCUUUGAUAACAGCAGUAAAGGGCCAUGAAAUUACACACCAAUAUCUUGUGGUUACCUGCAGCUGUCAGCGUUUACAUACAAAAGCUAUUGUGACGUCAUCUUGUCCUGCUCGCCCAGGUUCGCAGGAGGCCGAUAUGGGCAACUUGUCCAGGAUAAGAUAGUAGAGGUUCCAAACGGUCAAAACGUCUCAUCCAACUGGUCUGGACAAGCAGGACAAGCAGUUCUGAGCGCAACAUAAUAUCUGAUAUUACGAUUUUAAGGAUUUUGUUCCUCACUCUAAAUCAGUGUCUAAGAGUUUGUAUGCUGAAUUUCAAUGAAAUGCUUAAUUCAGAACUUGCAUUGAUUAUGUCAGUAAAUUGCUUAACUUUAAAUAUACAGUUCUUUUUAUUCUUUAAAGAGUGGCUGAGGAGGAGAAAUCUCUAGAGGAUAAAGCAGACAUUGUCACAAAGUACUUGGAGGAGAAGAGAAACAGCUUCAAACUGAGUCAUCGUUUAUGAGACUUUAUGUCACCACUUUCACACUGACAGCACCUCUGAGAGUAACAACAGCACUCUACCAUUGCCAGAACAACUCCACCAGCCCCAGUACCUGACCUCAACACACACUUCCAGGACCACCGUAGAGGCCUCUGUGGCAGCUUUCUACUUUGUGAUAGCCAGUGCUUGUGAUGGUGAUGAUGAGCAUUCAAAGACGCAGCUCCUCCUCCUCUGAGGGAGAUGAACCCCAACCAUCGACUUCAGGGGAACCUCCUGCCAAGGUUCUUCGGCGCCAUCCACCACACAGAUCUUGGCAGUCCUCACGGGUUCCCACCUUCUUUGACUUUUCCUCUGACGAUAGUGAUGAUGAGCGGGAUCAUGAGUGGUUGCCCAGUACUUUAGAAGAUGCUUUCGACCCAUGCUUUGAUAUAUCCAGUUCAGAAGACGAACUGGAUUCCGUCUCGCAGGCCACCACCACACAUGACAUUGAUGAGCCACUCUCCAAUGUGGCAGCCAAAAUGAUAAAGAGGAAUGUUCCAGGGACCAGGAGAUUCGCCUGGAAACGGAAAGACAACAUCCCCAACCUUUUCAGCUUCCAAGGCAGUCCUGGGGUCAAAGUCAAAUUGGAUGUGUCAAGCACGCCCUUGGAGAUCUUCAGCUGGUUCUUCACCGAUGACCUCCUUGAUCUAAUUGUCAAGGAGACCAACUGGUAUGCAGCUGCCCACCCUCCUUGUACCUCACCUAAGAUGAGGAAGUGGAUGCCCACAUCCAGGGAGGAGCUCCAGGCAUACUUUGGAAUUCGGGUGAUAAUGGGGUUGGCAGGUCGCCCUAGUUAUUAUGACUAUUGGUCGUCCAGUCCCGUCCUACGUCAUGAACUCGUUGCUGAAGUCAUGACCAGGGAUCGCUUUGACCAGUUAACAGCUUGCCUCCAUUUUGCCCAUGUUGAGGAAGGAGCUCCACUCCCAGAGGACAGGAUGUGGAAGCUCCGACCAGUUGUGAAUGCCCUCAGCAACUCAUUCCGAUCGACAUUCAUGCCGGGGCAGGAAAUUACCAUUGACGAGUCGUUGUGGAAGUUCCAUGAGAAACUAGAUAUCAAUACCUGCAACACAAGCAAGAGGGCAACCUUUGGGUUGAAGGUCUGUAAACUCUGUGCCACUACUGGCCCAGCAGCAGGGUACACUUCUUGUUUUAAGGUAUACAUUGGGCAGGACCGUGGCGACAUACCCUCGUCCACGAAAGCAGUGCUUCAUUUGAUGGAGACUGGUGGCUUUCUUGGGCUGGGAUACCAGUUGUUUGUGGAUGCCUGGUACACAUCGCCAAGUCUCUUUCGUAUAUUGCAGGCAAGAAAUACAAAUGCGGCAGGGAGAGCCCAGCUGAAUAGGAAGUUUAUGCCCAAGGACCUCAGUGUGAGGGGAAAAGGUGAUGUGGACUACUGCAGCAGCAAUGGGUUGCUGGCCUUGCAGUGGAAGGGCCGUGACACUUUCACUUUGCUGUCAACAAUCCAUACUGCUUCAAUGGAUGGGAGUAAGCCGUCAGUGGUAGUAGAUUACAAUAACAGCAUGAAAGGUUUUGAGUUUGGUGAUCAGAUGGCAAGCUACUAUCAGAUGAGUCGCCAUUCCAAAGCCUGGUACAGGAAGAUUUUCUUCUACCUCUUUGACCUGGCUAUUGUCAAUGCCUGGGCCGUCCAUCGUGCCCUAGGCGGAGGUGAGUCUCAGAAAACCUUCAGAUCCGAUCUCGCCAAAGAAUUACUAGGGGACUUUAGAGAAGGAGCCGAUUCUACCAGGCAUUGCACUGCAACACGACCACCAGUUGCUGUGAGGCAGGCCUUACAACAGCGACGGCACGCCGUCACCGAAAUCCCUGAUGGCAAGAGGAGGAGGUGCCGUUGGUGUUCAGAACAGGGUCAACGGAAGAACACCAGGAGCUUCUGCCCUGACUGCAAUGUAGGCCUCUGCACCUAUGGGUGCUUUGAGGCUUGGCACACAGAUGAGUAAUACCAUCCAGAGGGUAAUAAGAUACUUUUUGGGGUGAGGGGGCAAAUGUGUUACUGAGAGUAACACACAUGGCAUUGUUAGAAAGUCUGGACUCUAUAUAUGCUAAAACUUUCAGCCAUUGCAACAUGUGUUGAGAUUACUUUUUAGCUUUACAAGCAUGCAAAAAAUCAUGCUUGUUUCUCAAAAGCAUUAUCUUCAUUAUACUCCCAAGGUUAUAAAAGGGGUGU
This is a messenger RNA of Penaeus vannamei (Pacific white shrimp), 2733 nucleotides long. Lineage: Eukaryota; Metazoa; Arthropoda; Malacostraca; Decapoda; Penaeidae. The record is from RefSeq and is a predicted model, not a curated record.